UUUACUGUUUGACUGAGAUUAGCUUUGUGUGUGUAUGUGUGUGUUUUUAACUGUACAGCAGAUUUAAAAAUGAAGACUCUGUUAAACUAUCGCGAACCGCACAAGGAUGCAUGAAGCUUAAACCCUAAAAAAAAAACUAAAAAAAAACUACAAAUACCAGAACGUUCUGGAGUAUAUUUCUGUCCUGUGCGGUGGUGGUCCGUGUGAUGAUGUAAACUCACAGCUGUAAAUGGGAAUAAAGAGAAAAAGGGAGUUAGACUGGAUAUUGGAAAGAUGAGAUUUUAAGAGAACAAGAAUCUCGCCACAGAGUAGAAGUUGCUUGUGUUUUGGCUUGAGAUGGUUUAUUUGAGGAAAGCAGCGCCUUCGCUUUUUGUUUUUUGGAAAUUCGAAUAACCUUAAAUGAAGAAGGAAUUAGGAUAGUCGCACCCAUAUCUUUUUUCGAGAUCCACCCGAUCAAUAUUACAUAUUUAUGACUGCGUGUUUUAGAAUGCUAAUUGUUUAAUGGGUAUUGCUUUGUAAUUUGAGAAGCUUGGAUGGUGUCUUAUAAAUAACACAUCUGUAUGUUUUUCUGUUUGUAAUAUAAUGCGUUUCUGCUGCACAAGGACUGGUGUGACGAUGAAUCAUGGAUGUUGGCGACUACUUUUUUUGAUAAGAGUUACAAUUGAUUGAGCUCCGAGGCGAUACCUUAGCAUUUAGCAUGAAUGUAAUAAUGUAUACUUUCGUCGCCCGAGAUGAAAACAGCAGUGUUUAUGCCGAAGUUUCCAAAAGGCUCGUGUCCACUGGGCAAUGGAAGCGACUGAAAAGAGACAAUCCUAGAUUUAAUCUAAUGCUAGGAGAAAGAAACAGACUGCCGUUCGGAAGACUGGGUCACGAACCAGGACUGAUGCAGCUUGUGAAUUAUUACAGAGGAGCCGACAAACUGUGUCGCAAAGCAUCGUUAGUCAAAUUAGUCAAGACCACUCCAGAACUGGCCGAAGCAUGCAGCUGGUUGCCUGAAUCCUAUGUGAUCUACCCCACCAAUCUCAAAACCCCUGUAGCUCCAGCCACGAAUGGCAUCAACCACAUGAUUCACAGUCCAAAGACGGACGAGCGGGAGGUGUUCCUGGCAUCCUACAGCAGGAGGAAGGAGGCUGGCGAUGGCACUGUGUGGAUAGCUAAAUCUUCUGCAGGGGCUAAAGGUGCUGGGAUUCUCAUCUCUUCAGAUGCCAGCGAGCUGUUAGAGUUCAUAGAUAACCAGGGCCAAGUUCAUGUGAUCCAGAAGUACUUGGAAAGACCUCUACUGUUAGAACCUGGCCAUCGCAAAUUUGAUAUCAGAAGCUGGGUGCUGGUGGAUCACCAGUACAGCAUCUACCUCUAUAAAGAAGGUGUGCUGCGGACGUCCUCUGAGCCCUACGACAGCUCCGACUUGCAGGACAAAACCAGCCAUCUGACAAAUCACUGUAUCCAAAAGGAGCACUCGAAAAACUAUGGCAAAUACGAAGAGGGCAACGAGAUGUUUUUCGACGAGUUCAGUCAGUAUUUAUUAAAGUCUCACAAUACUGCCCUGGAUAGCAGUAUUUUACCUCAAAUCAAACAGAUAAUAAGGAGUUGUCUGCUGUGUCUUGAACCUGCAAUCAGUACCAAGCACCUGUCAUACCAGAGCUUUCAGCUGUUUGGAUUCGACUUCAUGGUGGAUGAAGAUCUGAAGGUCUGGCUGAUUGAAAUCAAUGGAGCUCCAGCAUGUGCCCAGAAGCUUUACCCUGAGCUCUGCCAAGGAAUAGUGGAUGUGGCGAUUUCCAGCGUCUUUCCUCUGAGUGACUCCUCACAGAAAACACCCAGUCAGCAGUCCCCAUUUAUCAAGCUGUAAAUAGAAGAGGGCCUCUGCUAUUCCAAAUUCAAGCUGUUAUUUUUCUCAACUCAGUCUCGCUGGCUUUAAUUUGAGUGACGGGUGAAACGGGAAGGGAAACAACUGAAGUGCAGCCUUAAUGACAGUGAUACUGGAUUGGCACAGAACUUUCUAAUUUUUUUUCCUUGCAAAUUCUUCUCCAGAAUAUUCCAAAAUGUAGCCUGCGUAUUGCUUGAGGAGUAACAUUUAUGAAUGAUCAAAAUCAGUGGCUAUUCCAUUGCAAUAGGGGUCUGGUAUAUGCAGGAUCGCUGCUGUGCAGAGUUUCAGAAUAUCAAAGAGAAUGCAAAACAUGCUGAAGAGGUGGUCUUUUCACAGUAGGUGACUGUGAAAGGUAGAUUGCUGAAUUGCUGUAUCACCUUCAGUGGUCUUAAGUACUGCAGCACAUGGUUGUAAGAUCUCGAUAUUUAACUUUAUCAUACAGGACCUGUGACUUUAGUGCCUUACAUCCCCCCCCCUACCUCUCCUCCUCACCUCCAAGUAUAAUAAUGAUCCUAUUAAGCUUAUAAACUCUGGUCAGCCUAUUCUAGUAUCCAAGUCAAUUAACUUUUUUUUUUUUUUUUUUUUUUUUUUUUUGUUGUAUCAUGGGUCCCAGUUUAUUAUUUUCUUUUGAAUUGAAGGAAAUUAAGAAGUUAUGGAGCCAAUGUGGAGCAGUAUUUAUUUUGAAUCCUUUGUCUACUCGCUUGGUGACUCCAGAAUUAUGGGGUUGGGAAGAUUGAAAUUCAGUUGGUUCAGUUUGGUAUUAUUCAUGUUCAUGGAUUUUGUUUUGCGUCUGUCCGUAUGUGAGACUCCCAAGUAGCCAGCAGAGAUGCGAGGGUGAGGAGGGAGUGUUACUCAGGGCAGCAGUGAGAGGCUUGAAUAUUAAUCAGUGUAGUCUUUUGGCCACCACGUGGUGAUACACACAAGUAAAAAUCCUAAUAGAAUAACUCCUUGGAGGCUUGGUAAGUUUAGCGGUUUUAUUCGUUCAUUCUUUUGCAUGACCCUGUUGACUGGAAAUCCUAACAGUGUUUACAGGUUGGAGACAGCUGUGUUUAACCACAGUUCUUUAGUAAUAGUAUUUUGUUCUUUAGUAUUAUUUGUACAGCUCUAAUUAGUAGGAUUUUCUUGUUUUUUAAAGAACUACCUUGUUUUGCUUGGUACAUAUUCUCACUGUUUUUAAAGGCGAUAAAGUUAUAGCUGUUUACUAAUUUGAUGAAUGUAUUUUUUGAUUUGGUACUGGGGUUCAAAUAACUUCUGUUUAGGGUCUCUCUGCCACCUAGACGUACUGUACCAGUGGUUUCAUUAUUGGGAAUACAGCCUGGCUUGUCAAUGAAGAGAUUACUAAUGCAAAACAGGUCUGAAUAUUUCACACUGAAAAGAACCCGUACUGUGGGUACGUUUGGCUUGGAGGAAAUAAGUGUUGGUUUUAUGUAGAUUAAUUUGUAUAUUGCAUAUUGUUAUAAGAAUUAGCAUUCAUUCCAGAUGUCUUAUUAUUUUAGUUUUAGGAUCAUUUUACUGAAGCACAGUAAUGCAUUUUAAAAUAGAACCUAAUAAUCAGUGUUGGCUUGAAAAACAGCAAAAAUACACUUUGAAUCAAAAUAUAGUUUGAUUUGCUCUUUCUUAUAGUCCAGUAUGGUUCUAAAUGUAAUCUAAAAAGUGACACGUAAAUAUAAAUAUAAACUGUAGACUGCAAAAUGAAUGCAUUAUGAAUGCAAAAACUUUGGUGUAGUUAUUUCUUAAAGGCUGUCCUUCAAAGUCAUAGUAAUGGCUCUUUAGUGAGCUGGAAGUCAUAUCAACUGUACUGUAUACUUGAUUGUGUUUCUGUUUGAGAAUAGCUAACAGCCCACUAAACCCAGUCCUGAACAGAAUGCGCUGUGUCUGCAGGUGAAUGUGUGUACAGGGUGACUGUUCAGAUCAAUGUUGAGGGGAGAUUCAUGAAGAAUUAUAUGUGCCUAGUAAGAUAUGCACAGUUUGAAAAGAAUGUUUCAGAUUAUUUUAUUGUUUAGUGUUUUAAUUUAACUUUUUUUUUCUUGUAUCACUGAACAAGACCAUAUCAGUUUGUUGCAUUAUGUUAGACAAAUAAGAUUGUGUGUCUGAACCACUCGAUAUGUGUGAACCAGUAGACUUGUUAGCUUAUUAUUUCAAAUGUUAAAAUUUUUUUUUAUAAAAAAUGUUGUAUUUGGAAUGAAUAACAUUCAACGCAAACUAUUAGCAACUCCUGUAUUUGCUAUAGCUAUCCCCAUCAGGAUUUCAUGGCUAUUCUCCUGUGAUUCAAAUGUGAGAAAUCCAGUCAACACUGUUGAACUAGUGACACCUGCUGGAGGAGGUGGGAACCUCAACCAGUUGCAAAUCCUUCUUCAGCAGCAUAAACUGCCCAGCUUGUUCUCGAUAAUUCCCCACCCCACCAGGCAUUGGCUUUCCUGACCACCAAAUAUGAUACCCUCAGACCAAGCAUCUGUCUGACUGAAAACUGCAAUAGCAUGGCAGGGUUAGAAGCCCUUCUGAGACUGAAACUCACAGGACACUGUAAAAGGCCUUAUUGGCUGUGUUUCCACUGUCCGAACUCAGUUCUAGAAACUGAUCUUAAUGAGCACUGCAUUUAUUCCCUCCUGUUGCAAGCAGGUUAAUUCGGGCAUUGAAGACUGGUUAGCUGAGCUUUCUAAGUACAGUUCUCAAUACAGGAAAGUAUAUCACCAGAAAUUGGAUCAGAGUAUCAUAAACCUCUUGGUCAUCAAUGUCACAGAUAAACCCCCCUUUUCAAAAAUGAGUUAUUAAUUAACUAAAGGUCUGUUCCCUACUGAUGGUGGAAAAUUGUUACUUUGAAUUCAAUGACCACAGUGCUCAGCACGAACCUGCUGUAGUAUGUUGAGAUGAGACAUGACUCUGCUGGUCAUUAGGCAGUAACACUGACCACUGCUGCUUUAUAUACCUGACAGUUGCUGCGUGUGUUCCCCUUCCCCCCACUCUUUAGGCUUCAAAUAAUGGCUUAGCAGUGCUACAGUCACAUAUGUUUCAUUACUAUCCAACAUCAUGUUGUUAUCUGUCGUGCCAAACGUGCAUACAUGCUUACAGAACUCGAAGGGAAGAGAAAAAAAAUUGUCUUGCAUUAUAGCACUGUUCUUGGCCAGCAGGGAAGAUUAGUGCAAUAAUGAAUGUAUCGCUCAUCAUAUUAUGAAAAAAAAACUGCUGUUAUUUAUCAUGAACCUGGAGUGCACUAUGAACUAUGUGAGGAGAUCAGUGCCUCUAGCAUAUCAUCAAUCUGUAAAGUGUUACCGAAUGAUAUCAAAUGUGUGUGUCGAUCCUGUGUUCUACUCUUGUUUAGCAGAUUUGUGCAUGGGAUCUUUACUUCUGUAUUCAGAACACCUAUCAUGAAGAAUAAAAGUAAAUGUGUCUCA
Acipenser ruthenus (sterlet) is the source of this 5256-nucleotide messenger RNA. RefSeq names its product tubulin--tyrosine ligase-like. The coding region runs from base 698 to 1846 and encodes 382 amino acids. Gene Ontology annotation, biological process: protein modification process. NCBI's taxonomy places the organism in Eukaryota, Metazoa, Chordata, Actinopteri, Acipenseriformes, Acipenseridae. The transcript is spliced from 7 exons. The record is from RefSeq and is a predicted model, not a curated record.